AUGGUAAAGGGACUUUUGUUAUGCAGGUUUAUUCCAUCUAGGGUUGCUUCCCAGGCCAUCACACGUUCAAUUAAGCAACAGUUUUUAAGUCCAUGGCCUACUUGGGGAGUAAUACCUGAUGAUGACAGAAAGCCAUUCUGGCAGCGCUUUCAGAUGAAGGUGCAGUGGAAACCUGAACAUGAAAGUCAGAUACACAGAAAUUUCCACAUGAAAGCAUCUCAUCGGCUGUCAGAGAUGUUUAGGGAUGCCCGCAAUGCAGGACAGCGCCCUAACUGGCUGGGUGAAAUAAUUUGGAACUCUUUACUGGCCCAUUGGAAUACAGUAGAGUUCCGCAAUAAGUGUGCCAAAGCCCAGCGGAACAGAGCAUUUGAAAGGGGUGGCACCCUGCAUACUGGUGGGUCGAUCACCAUUCAUGAGCAUGCCAUUCGUAUGGCACAGGCUCUAGGACGGGCGGUCCAUGUUGAUGAGGUCUUUGCACAGACUCAUGUUCGGAAGGGAACUAAUCAAUUUGUUGAUGAAAGAUCUCGCAAGACUCAUGAAGACUUUUCUACGAGACUUUCACAGGUUAGAUCUGAACAUGAGUCAGCUCUUACACCGGAUGAUGCCAGUAAUGCAGAUGAUGACAUCCGUAGGACGCAGUGCUGGAUCGACAUCGUUGGUGGGAAGAAAAAAGGACGAGUGUAUGGUGCGGGACAACUUGCUGCAAACUAUACAGCAUCCAGAGGAGGUACUCUGAAGCACCAGCCUUCUUCUUCCACCAGUACUCCUGACGAGGUCGUUCUUCGCCUCACGCAGGAACUCCGACAACGUGACCAGGAGAUCACUGAUCUCAGAGCAGAGUUUACAAACUUUAAGGCCCUGGUCAUGAGAGUCUUGCCUGAAACCUCACAGGACGUACAAAAUAUCCCUCCGACCCAACCACGACCCUCCUCAUCACCUGCUGCCACUCAGCAGCCCACAUCAGUCCAACCCUCAUCAGUCCAACCCACACUAGUCCAGCCAUCAUUAGAUCUACUUCCAGACUUUGGAUGUUAG
Molecule: messenger RNA, 1035 nt
Organism: Vigna angularis (adzuki bean)
Lineage: Eukaryota; Viridiplantae; Streptophyta; Magnoliopsida; Fabales; Fabaceae
Exons: 6
Coding region: 1-1035 (344 amino acids)
Source: RefSeq, a predicted model, not a curated record